CGACACCACGUCUCGCAUUCCACUUCAGGAGCAGAUCGUUAAUUGCAAGGUCCCACUCGCUAGGUGCAAAAAUGACAACCGUUGUGUCCUUCGAUGUUGACGGCACUCUCAUCCAUUCAGUUGGCGACAAGUCAAAUAAGUUACACAAGGACGCGUUUACGCAUGGACUCAAGGUCGGACUUGGUCUGGACACUCACAUUGACGUGAUCGCCCACCACGGUAGCACGGAUCCGCUUAUCCUCAUUAAGGUAGCAGAACACCACGGCAUUUCAAAGCAAGAGGCAAUGGCCAAGCUGCCUGCGAUGGAGGCAGCCAUGAACGCCUACUUCACGGAGCACCGUGAUGAGGCGGCGGUGGGUCUGGAGCUGCUGCCGGGCGUCAAGGAGUUGCUCACUCGCCUCAAGGCCCUGCCCAACGUCGCCACCUGCCUGGUGACGGGCAACCUGGAGCCCAUCGGAUGGGGCAAGAUGGAGAAACUGGGCGUCUUGGAUCUGUUCAGCAGCCCCCGCUUCGGCGGGUUUGGCUCGGAUUUCUGCAGCGGCAACACGGAGGAGUCAUGGAAGGACCGUGGCGAGUUCGUGCGCGUCGCGGCCCGCAAGUGCGAGGAGCUGCAUGGCAAGGUUGGCGCACGGUUCCAUGUGGGCGACACGCCCAUGGACAUCAAGGCUGCUGUAGACGCGGGCGCGGUGCCUGUGGCGGUGGCGACCGGCAUCUACACUGCUGAGCAGCUGAAGGCGGUGGCCGAGGGCGUGGUGGUGCUGGACUCUCUGAGCGACGUGCAGGCAGUGCUGCGCGUCAUGAAGCUGGCGGCGGCCUAGCCCAGGCAACAAGGGGGACAUCGAGGACCGCGCCGCAUUCGAGGACGCAGACGCAUUGUAUGCGUACAUAGGGUACUUUUGGAUGUGAGCCCCCCGAGCGGUUGGCUCUGCUGUGGCAUCGCGAUUGCCAGGCACCUGGUUUGGCUAUGUGCCUGUGGAAACCGACUCCGGCUAUGUCCGGGCGAUGAGGUUGUUUGGCCUCAGACUGAGGAGGGGCUCAGCCCCUCUUCCCGUGACCGCGGAACACUUGUUGAUGUGAGGCACCGCGCCCUCUCCGUACUGAUCACAAUACCGUACAGUGCAAUGCAAUGCCUUGUCAUUGUGUGCGCAACGCAGAGCCUUGCAACGCCCUUUACAUCCUACGUAUAUGUGCGAUCAUGCGUGUGCAACCAGGUCAUGACUGGUGAAGGUCAAGAAUUUGAUACGAUUACCGUUGGGACAAGA
This is a messenger RNA of Chlamydomonas reinhardtii, 1262 nucleotides long. RefSeq lists its product as uncharacterized. Lineage: Eukaryota; Viridiplantae; Chlorophyta; Chlorophyceae; Chlamydomonadales; Chlamydomonadaceae. The record is from RefSeq and is a predicted model, not a curated record. The transcript has 10 exons. Bases 72 to 818 code for a protein of 248 amino acids.